CCCAGGCAAGACUGAUCUCUUUUAGGAUGGACUGGUUGGAUCUCCAAAUUAACAUUUAUAAAAUAAUUUCCUUUGGUCAUUACUUAUAAAUAGACUGGGUGGCUCAGCCCACUGUAAUAUAGGAAAUGUAUCAUUCAAAUCAAUAAGUAAAAACCAUGGAUGCUGGAUGAGCCAAAUAAGCAAGAGAGUGUUCAUUAUUGGCUGAUGUCAUUGAAUUCUGCAGUUCAAAUCUCUCUGACAUUUACAGGUAGGUUUGGCAAAAUCCAGGAGUCAAUAAUGAGAAACCACACCACUGUAACAGUAUUCAUUCUUCUAGGACUGACAGAAGAUCCUCAGUUGCAAGUUUUGCUUUUUAUUUUUCUAUUUCUCACCUACAUUUUGAGUAUAACUGGAAAUCUGACCAUCAUUACCCUAACACUAAUAGAUCCUCACCUUAAAACACCCAUGUAUUUUUUCCUCCAAAAUUUCUCGUUCUUAGAAAUCUCAUUUACAACCUCCUGUAUUCCAAGAUUCCUAUACAAUAUAUCAACUGGGGACAGAACCAUUACUUAUAAUGCAUGUGUGAUUCAAUUAUUUUUUGCAUAUCUUUUUGGGAUAACUGAAUUUUUUCUCUUGGCAACCAUGUCAUAUGAUCGCUAUGUGGCCAUCUGCAAACCCUUGCAUUAUAUGACAAUCAUGAGCAACAAACUGUGCAAAACAAUGAUCAUCUGCUGCUGGAUGGUGGCACUUAUGACUAUCCUCCCACCACUCAGCUUAGGUUUUCAUCUGGAAUUCUGUGAUUCUAAUGUCAUUGAUCAUUUUGCCUGUGAUGCAUCACCUCUCCUGAAGAUCUCAUGCUCAGACACAUGGUUAAUUGAGCAGAUGGUUAUAGCCUGUUCUGUACUGGUCUUCAUCAUCACUCUCAUAUGUGUAGUUUUCUCCUAUGUAUACAUCAUAAGAACAAUUCUAAAAUACCCUUCUCUUCAGCAAAGAAAAAAAGCCUUUUCUACCUGUUCUUCCCACAUGAUUGUACUUUCCAUCUCUUAUGGCAGCUGCAUCUUCAUCUAUGUCAAACCAUCUGCAAAAGAGGGAAAUAUUAACAAAGGUGUGUCACUGCUUAUUUCUUCCAUAUCACCAAUGCUGAAUCCUUUUAUAUAUACUUUGAGGAAUAAGCAAGUUAAACAAGCCUUUAAUGACUCACUGAAAAAAACUGCAUUUCUCUUAAGAAAGUAAAAUAAGCAUGUUGAUGAAUCAACUGAAAGAUACACAUCUAUCUUAUAAUUUACAUAAAGCCAAGAGACUGUAUUGUAACUUCUUAGCUUAUAACCAAGCAGAUUGACCUCAGAAUCAUUUAAUCUUUAAUUUUCCCUUCCAUUCAUAUACUAAACAACUAAUUAUUGAAUAUUGCUUUAUGAGAAACAAAAUAUAUCAUUCACAAUUCUUUAAUGAGAAUCUACCAUGACCAAGUCAUUCCUUUUACUUCUUUAAGUGAUUUUCCCAGACAUUUCAUAAUAUUGGUAUAGGGAAGCCAUUUUUAUUGAAUUAUAAUUGAUAUACAGUAUUUAUUACUUUCAAGUGUACAACAGAAUGAUUUUAUAUUUUUAUACAUGGUAAAAUCAUCACCACAAUAUGUCUAGCUGCAAUCCAUCUGUUGAUAUCAACAUAUUAAUAAGGGAAGAUUAUGAGGAAUGUUAAACCAAUAUAGUCAACAACUUAGAUGAAAUAGAAUAGUUAGUUAAAAAUAAAAUUUGAGAAGUGAACCAAAAGUAAACAUAAAAUAUGGGUACUUUGAGUUUUAGAAACUGAAUUAAUAUCUAAAAAUCUUUUCCCAAAGAAAACAUCAUCAUAUUGACUCAAAAUGAUGUUGAUGAAUACCAUCAAAGGGAUAAAUAAUGCAUUCUAUGACUAUUGUUUCAGAACACAUGAAGAAAUGAUACAUUUUUAGUCUUUUGUGAAGUUGAUAUAAACCUGAUACAAAUACUAGGCAAAGAAAUUAUAAGAAUACAAUUGUAGGCCAACACCCCUCAUGAUCACACAUGCAAACAUCCUUAACAAUGUACUAUCAAAGAACAAAGAAAUAAAAAUUAUCAGGAAAAUUUAGCAGACACUUUCAAAGGAAUUGCAUGAAUAGCAAAUUAGCACAUGGAAAGAAGUUCAAUAUCAUUAACAUUAGAAUACUCAAAUUGAAACAAGUCUAACACUCACUAGAACAGUCACAAUUAGAAUGCAGCCUGACAAAAUAAGUCAUAACGAGGACAGAGAGCAACUGGAACUAUCAUUCAGUGCUGUUGGGCAUACGUGAAGUGAUACAGCUUCACAUAAAGUUA
Bubalus bubalis (water buffalo) is the source of this 2306-nucleotide messenger RNA. Its product is annotated as olfactory receptor 6C68-like. The record is from RefSeq and is a predicted model, not a curated record. The transcript has a single exon. Gene Ontology annotation, biological process: G protein-coupled receptor signaling pathway. The coding region runs from base 160 to 1212 and encodes 350 amino acids. Gene Ontology annotation, molecular function: G protein-coupled receptor activity; olfactory receptor activity. NCBI's taxonomy places the organism in Eukaryota, Metazoa, Chordata, Mammalia, Artiodactyla, Bovidae. Gene Ontology annotation, cellular component: membrane.